AUGCUUGCGUUUUACCAUAUUCCUGGUGUCCAAAAUCCUGCUGAUGUCUUAUCCAGAGGAACAGAUCUGACCUCGUUGACGAAUAACAAACUUUGGUGGAAAGGACCUCAGAUCUUAUUAGACCCAAAAACCUGGCCCUCCCCGUUGUCCUUAGAUUCUAAAGAGGAAGAGAAAGUAAUUCCCGUAAAGAAAGUGAUGACCGAAACGGUACCGUCCCUUCCAUUAACUCUUGUUGAGCAGAACGACAUCCUCGAAGUCUCGGCCUCGUUUCUGGAAACCGUUCGCUAUUUGAAAGAAAAGCUGAACUGCUCAGCACCUCGGGCUCAAGAUUUCAUUGUCCGUAUUGACCAGACCCAGAAUGCGCCCUCCGAUCGAGAAUGUGAACGUUAUGCCUUAGCCAAAAAUAAUGGAAUCUGGUUUGUCACCGGCCGACUAGAGAAUAGUGAACUUCCGGAAUCGGAGAAGCAUCCCAUCUUUCUGUCAAAAACUUCCAAGAUAUUUCCGAAACUGCUGUUUGAUCUCCAUUCUCGGGUUCAUCCAAACCUUAGUACUACUCUCAGUUCCCUGCGGCCCUUUGUGUUUUGUCCAGGAGGACGGAGUCACCUCAAGAACGUACUCAUCAAAGUAUGUGAGCCAUGUCGAAGAGCAUUUGCUCGUCCAUUUGCCCUCCCCCCAAUUCCGGCCCUCCCCGAUUCAAGAGUGUCUAGGAAUCGCCCUUUUUCGUUCGUUGGGAUGGAUUGCUGUGGUCCGUUUGCCGUGUUACAAAAACAAAGAUUGUGUAAAACUUAUCUGUUAGUAAUCACUUGUCUGUCAACCCGUUAUACUCAUCUCGAACAGGUUGAGAGAGGGACUGCCCAGUCGUUGGUUUUGGCUUUCCGCAGGUUCGUAGCGUUAUUCGGGCUGCCCUUAGAAAUUCUAUCUGAUCAUGGUCGGAAUUUCGAACUAGGCGCGAAGGUGUUGAAGAGAUUCUCUGGACAAAUUGCCACCCUAGGCCCGAUCCGAUGGCAGUUUACAACGCCGUAUAGUCCGUGGAAAGGCGGCGUAUAUGAGAGAAUGAUCAAACUCCUCAAAGAAGCCCUGAGAAAGUCUCUUCCUAAGAAACCCUUGCAUUCGGAAAUGUUCUGCACAGUUGUGUCCGAGAUUGGUGCAAUGCUGAAUCAGCGUCCUAUUUUAUCGGGUCUAUCCAAUACAGUAACCCCUCGUUGUUUGAGACCGGUUGAUUUGGUUUUUCCGGAGAAGCGAGAAAGCUUCCCAUUAUUUGUUGAACAAACCGAUCCCUCUGAUCCCGACUAUGUACCAUAUGUUCCGCCUCAGUCUGAUCAGAUCGCUCAAGAUUGGUCCAGAUCGAUGUCACGCGUCAAUAGAUUUUGGAAGAGUUUCCAUCAGAGUUACCUUAGAUACCUUCAGACGGUUGGCAAACCGCGAGUUGGUCGUUAUGAAACCCCCCGAGUGGGACAGGUCGUGCUCCUUCUGAAACCUUCGGAGACGAAUCGCAAUUUGUGGAAAACCGCAGUCGUAAAGAAAGUGAAUCUGAGUGUCGAUGGAUUUUGUCGUUCUGUAAUCCUUGAAUCCGAAGGUCGAGAGUUUGAGCGACCGAUUUCACAGAUUGCACCUCUAGAACUGCCUCCAAUCGAUUCUCUUCUAGAUGGCCUCAAUUCGAGAACCCUCUCCGUUCAUCGAUCUCGAAGACUCAGACUCGGAGGCCAACGACUCGGAGAACCCUCCACAGCCUCCAAGAACGCCACCUCUCUAAGACCUCGUCGGAGAAUCGCUGACCGGCCUUAUCCACUCCCUCCCACCGAUCAUCGCCUCCUUCCUGACGGGAGCAAUCUCGCUGGUUCAGCCAUCCGAAUUAGCCCGCCUUACAGGUCCCCUCGUAACAUUCGAGGAGCGGGUCGUCGAGGCAUUAAGAAAGGCCGUCCGAGACAACGACGCCCCGGUAGGAAAAUCAAGAGCUCACCGUUCCGUCACCACCAAACGGGACACACAAUCUACCCCCUACCGUCGUCCCCAUCGUCCUUCCCCAACUCCGAAGGAUCGACCCAAGAAGAUGCCAGCCGAUCGAACCCGUUCCACCGUGACCAAUCGGCCCCCCAAUCCGUGGACUUCGCCAUGGGCUAUCCAGCCCCCAUCAACUCCCCAAUUCAAUCGAAUCCCUCCUCCGACUCCUUCACCACCCCUGAUGGUCUCCACUUCCUGGCGUCCGAACCCUCCACGAGCCAUGACCCAACCGGAGGCCCCCGCGGCAUGUUGGGUUCUCACCCAAGUUCCCAGGAAAUUUGCAUAAACCCGGAAGUAUAA
Molecule: messenger RNA, 2301 nt
Organism: Bursaphelenchus xylophilus (pine wood nematode)
Lineage: Eukaryota; Metazoa; Nematoda; Chromadorea; Rhabditida; Aphelenchoididae
Source: the annotation of a GenBank genome assembly